Messenger RNA from Tribolium madens (black flour beetle), 2572 nucleotides. It is a transcript of the gene dpr8, whose product is annotated as zwei Ig domain protein zig-8. NCBI's taxonomy places the organism in Eukaryota, Metazoa, Arthropoda, Insecta, Coleoptera, Tenebrionidae. Gene Ontology annotation, cellular component: neuron projection membrane. Gene Ontology annotation, biological process: synapse organization. The transcript is spliced from 5 exons. The record is from RefSeq and is a predicted model, not a curated record. The coding region runs from base 130 to 963 and encodes 277 amino acids.
GUCAUGCACGUCCCGAUAUAUACACGGUGAACCAAUGAAAGUCGCAAAUUUGCACAUCGUGUCGGCGAGUAAAAAAUGUGAAAAGUUUCAAAACUUGUUUGUUAUCUAGUGGAUUCUGUACUUUUUAAAAUGUCUGCUUUCUCUCACUUGCUUCUAGCUCUUCUUCUCGUGUAUACUUCAGGUGCUGAAGACGGCGGCUCUCGGAAAUUCAGAGAUUUCUUGCAGGAAUGGCCUACGCCAGGGACCGGACCUUACUUUGACACGUCAAUAAAUUCUAACAUAACUGGACUUGUUGGCAAAACUGUCUUGCUACACUGCCGCGUGAAAAAUCUCGGAAACCGCACGGUUUCUUGGGUACGCCACCGAGACAUCCACCUGCUGACAGUGGGGCGAUACACCUACACCUCCGAUCAAAGAUUUGAGGCGAUUCAUACUCCCCAUACGGAAGAAUGGACUUUAAGAAUUCGGUAUCCUCAACGUAAAGAUAGUGGAAUAUACGAAUGUCAAAUAAGCACAACACCGCCAAUAGGCCAUCCAGUUCACCUCACCAUUGUCGAACCCAAUACGGAGAUUCUGGGAGGUCCCGACUUGUUUAUCAACAUGGGUUCGACAAUAAACUUAACUUGUUUGGUACGUUUCGCUCCAGAGCCCCCACCCAGUAUGUUAUGGGCACACAAUGCUCAAGUUAUCAACUUUGACUCUCCCAGGGGUGGUAUUAGCCUUGUCACUGAAAAGGGACAAGUCACAACAAGCCGACUACUUAUCCAGAAGGCCGUACAGAGUGAUUCUGGACUCUACACGUGUACACCGUCCAACGCUAACACCGCCAGUGUUCGAGUGCACAUCCUCAAUGGAGAACACCCAGCAGCCAUGCACCACGGUCAUGGCGCUUUGACGAGAUUGUCCCAUGCUACCAUUCUUCUAAGUUUGGUGGUUUAUUUGGUGAUGAGGCAUCCGACGUAGCGAUUAGGUGAUUAAUUUGACCGUGCACUCUAUCUAUCUGACCAUGAUGGACAUGGAUGUACUGCGUGUCAGUGAUAUUGAUGAACUGCAUUAAUAUUAGUAAUUGAUGGCUAAUCGCAUGGAUCUCUCUGAAUUAUUUUAACAUAUCGUAAAAAUAAAUACUGUCGGGGGCUAAUUACUUUGUCUACAAAUGUAGUACAAUACUAAUUUAAUUAGAAUUAACCGCUCUCGUCAUUAAACCGGAUGGCAAUAAUUGAACGAAACACUCGGAAUUACAAUACACAUGGCCUGAAUCUGAAAUCAAUUUGCUCGGACUUUUCGAGGUUCAUGCGACCAAGUCAUUUUCAUAUACAGGGUUGCGCAAGGAUUUUGGGCAAGUCUGCAUACCCUUUAAUUUGUAUAAUUGGUCAGUCUUGUACAUAUCACGACAGAAAUGCAACGAUUUUCUCUCUUGUACAUACAAUUUUGAUAGUUAAGUCGUUCAAAUUUUGUACAUACUAAAUGUCAUCGGUAAAAUAAAAUUUCGACAUUUCUAUAACUGCCGUACGUAAGAUGUCUCCAAUUCGUUUUCACUUUACUCUUAAACCAGAUUUUUGUAGCAAACUUACACGAAUCGAUGAUCGAUGUUUGCCGACAAGAUAUGAUAUAUUGCCUCGUGGCUUAAUUAUGCAGAAGGCCUCGUAAAGUAAACAUAAUUUCAGAUCCGGAUUUCUUAAGGAAACAGAAAAGAGGUCAUCUUUCACGAAAAUGCACUUGUUUUUGUCCGAUAUGAGAUUUUCAUAAGACAUUUGUGAUUGAUGUUAUGAAUUCCGAUGCGAAUAUGAUAGAGUUUUAUUUCUGAGUAGGGUGAAUCGGCCUUUGACGGCUAUUUAUCACUUUUAAUUAAACUUGUUUAUGAAUAUUUAACGGUUUUGUUCAAAUUGGAGAUUUUUUGAAGAUGUUCUAAUUAAAAUGAGACCCUUUGAAAGCCGGUGACCCAACUUUUAUAAUUUUCGUGUCCGGAAUUUCGAUUGGCUCCUUGCCACCGGCACGCUACCAAUUGGAAACUAAUCUAAAUGCUUUUAAUUUGUUUCCUGUCGCUCGUUCAAAGGGGUAUUUAUCGCAAAGACAAUGGCCAAGUUUUUCAAAAAAAAUCCAACUCUCAUUUUUUCUAAUUAAAUCUUUAUUUUUAUACCAAAUAUAAAAUCCCAUUAUUUUUGCUCUUCGAAAUUAUAGCCUGGCCUUGUUAUUUCAAAAGAAAGAUCAAAUUUCUGUUAUUUUCUGAGUAAACACAAAAAAAUGCAAUUCGUGUAAGUUUGAUGUAAUAUAGACAAAAGUCUUUCCAUAAAAUUGUAAAUAUGUAUAGUUUUAAUAAUUUGACUAAUUCUGUAUUUUGUUGACUCAUGUGAUUUUUGGUGUGAUAAACAAAAUUGUAAAGAAAUAAACGUUUUAUAAUUGAUGACCAAAUUUUAGUAAGACAUUUCUGAAAACCAUAAUAGUUGUAUGCAAAAUUCGACUUCACUAAUACUAUGUAAUAGAAAAACCCUGUAAAUAUAGUAAAUGGAUUCAGUGUUUAAUUUUCUUAAAUUACCAAUAAAAUGUCAUUAAUUUAUUUUAAAUAAAUUUACGA